Messenger RNA from Dunckerocampus dactyliophorus (ringed pipefish), 1610 nucleotides. RefSeq names its product transmembrane protein 272-like. The record is from RefSeq and is a predicted model, not a curated record. The coding region runs from base 83 to 613 and encodes 176 amino acids. The transcript is spliced from 5 exons. Lineage: Eukaryota; Metazoa; Chordata; Actinopteri; Syngnathiformes; Syngnathidae.
UGCCACGCCUGGUAAAGUGAGGUCCCACGCCGAAACCCUGCAGGAGGUCAAUCACAGCCUAAUCUCAGGUGCAGUCAUCAUCAUGUCCAACACAGGCCCCAUGCGCUUCAUCCUCAAUGCCCCCCAACCGUCGACGCCCGUCCUAGUGGCCUUAAAGGUGCUGUUGUGCAUCAUCCCCAUCGCUCAGAUCGCCAUGGGCGCGGUGCACCUGGACGACUGCCCCCGCCAACACUACAUCCCCAUCUACCUGAUCGUCGUGGGCGUCUUCUUCACAAUGCUGGUGCUGCUUGUUUGCCUGCCCUGCGCACAGCAGCCCGAAGAUGGGCCCCCGAACCCUCUCUGCCGGUUCUGCCUGGGCUGGAACUCGCUCACGGCGUUGUUCCUCAUCUGCUGGUUCAUCGCUGGUAAUGUGUGGAUCUAUUCUAUUUAUGAGCCCAACUACUACAAGAACGUGACAAGUCUGGAGCACUACUGUGACAAGACGCUCUAUCUGUUUGCCUUCUGGACCACCACGCUGGUCUACAUCCUGGUGGGUCUGGUGGUGGUCAUCGGCUUCCUCGUCCUGCUCUUCCUUUACCUGUGCGGCCAGGCGGACCCUGAUGACUACAUCUAGAGGACCUUUCACCAAAGAUUGAGCGUGCCGCUAAGGCAUCAUGACAUUAUGGUCGCUGGAUGAACUCCAUGAAAUAAGCUUAGUGGAGCAGUAAGAAUAUGCAUCACUACUGGCAGACGCUUGUUAGGUAUUUCUGCGCACAAAACACCAAAAUGUUCCUUUAAUGGGCUUCUUAAUGGGAAUUUUUCAUGUAAUGCACGGAUGUCCAAACCUUUUCCACUGAGGGCCACAUAAAGAAACAUGUAAGGAUUCGGGGGCGUAUUUUGAUACAUUUUGCGUUUUAAAGAUACUAAAACCAAUCCAAUUUAUUUAUCACUGUAUGCUGAUCUAUAUGAACCACACAUCUUAGCUUUUAGCGACAAAGCAAAUGAGUGUAAUUUCUAAUAAUAUUCUCAUUAAUAAUGAAUUCAUUCACCGCGGGUGAAAAAUAGCCACCCAGGCUGCACUUUGGACAUUCCAGAUCUAGAGCCUCCAAUUCCAGUGCCUGUUUUUGGGGAUGUGGGAGGAUUCUGUGUGUGUGUUUUUAUUUUAUUGCCAAAUAAAAAGGAAAGGGUCGACAAAAAAGGAAAUAAUACAUGAGGGGGAGUUGUUCAAAGCAGAAAUGGUCCAACCUCUGACUGGUGUUGUUAAAACCUAUACAAAACGUUUCUUUUUACGAUUUUUGGUCUUUUAAAUAAAUAUGGGACAUUUGUUUUUUUCUUGGCCCUCAUUCUAAAAAUACAAUUACACAAGAAAACUAAAAAAGAAACCACUACAGCGAUAAGUGGAAAAAAAGACUAAUACGCCAUGUCACUAAUAACAAAAAGCUGUUCUGGUCCUGCAGUACCGCUUCCAGGCCACUAGAUGCCCCUCUGCGCCAUUUAAACUCCAGUAUGCUGCUCACGACCAAACAAAUCACAUACAAUACUUUAUUGAUUGUACAUUAAUUUUUCCAGUUACAAAAUUAACAUAAUUUACAUUGAAAAUAAAAAAAUACACUCACAAUGUAUGCUUUAUU